Boleophthalmus pectinirostris (great blue-spotted mudskipper) is the source of this 834-nucleotide messenger RNA. RefSeq names its product chymotrypsin A-like. NCBI's taxonomy places the organism in Eukaryota, Metazoa, Chordata, Actinopteri, Gobiiformes, Gobiidae. Gene Ontology annotation, molecular function: serine-type endopeptidase activity. The transcript has 7 exons. Gene Ontology annotation, biological process: proteolysis. Bases 1 to 792 code for a protein of 263 amino acids. The record is from RefSeq and is a predicted model, not a curated record.
AUGUCCUUCCUGUGGAUCCUCUCGUGCCUCGCCUUCGUCGGCGCCACCUACGGGUGCGGUGUCCCUGCCAUCAAACCUGUCAUCACCGGUUACGCCCGAAUCGUCAACGGGGAGGAGGCCGUGCCCCACUCCUGGCCCUGGCAGGUGUCGCUCCAGGACUACACUGGAUUCCACUUCUGCGGUGGCUCCCUCGUCAACGAGAACUGGGUUGUGACCGCUGCCCACUGCGGAGUCACUACUUCUCACCGUGUGGUUCUGGGAGAGCACAACCGCGACUCCAACUCUGAGGCCAUCCAGGACAUGAAGAUCGGAAGAGUCUUCAAAAACCCGUCGUACAACCCCUACACCAUCAACAACGACAUCACCCUCAUCAAACUGGCGUCUCCCGCUCAGCUCAACACCCGAGUGUCGCCCGUGUGCGUCGCCAACGCCGGAGACAACUUCCCCGGGGGCAUGAUGUGUGUGACCACCGGCUGGGGCCUGACCCGCUACAACGCCAAUGACACUCCUCCCCUGCUGCAACAGGCCGCCCUCCCUCUGCUCACCAACGACAACUGCAAGAACUACUGGGGCUCCAAGAUCACCAACCUCAUGAUCUGCGCUGGAGCCAACGGUUCCUCCUCCUGCAUGGGUGACUCCGGUGGUCCCCUGGUGUGUCAGAAGUCUGGAGCCUGGACCCUGGUGGGCAUCGUGUCCUGGGGCAGCGGCACCUGCACCCCCACCAUCCCCGGGGUGUACGCCCGCGUCACCGAGCUCCGCGCCUGGAUGGACCAGAUCAUCGCCAGCAACUAAACCGCACCUUACACCCAGAGCUCAAUAAACCGAUAAAAUAAA